Molecule: messenger RNA, 276 nt
Organism: Dibothriocephalus latus
Lineage: Eukaryota; Metazoa; Platyhelminthes; Cestoda; Diphyllobothriidea; Diphyllobothriidae
Source: the annotation of a GenBank genome assembly
GUUUCGGUGACGCUAGUCAGCAAGCCGCUUUUGACUGUCCUCCGACUACGCUUCUCUUUUGUCUCCUUCCGUCCGUUUCGACCAUCCUCGAAACCCAUUACUGCAUCAGCCCCGCCGGUGACAGUGGUGGUGGAGGAUUACCUGCAAACCGUUGACACCGACAAGGUUUCUCAAGCCCUAGCGGCUGUGGAUCUCGGCCCAGACUACCUGCCACGCGCGGUCAAGCGCAUUUGGAAGGAUCUGGACUGUUUUGUGUAUCCUGACUCCACCUUGUAA